AUGGGUGGAUUUACACUCUUCGACGGUCAAAGGCCGAUGGGUGUUUUGUCUCAUAAGCACCUUAGCCAUCUCCUCCGAGAAGGCAAAGUCAGGUUUCCAGAUAUCUCCGUGAAAGAGAUUGAAGAUCGUAGCAAGAGUGACGGACUGGCCAAAUUUCUCGUCAUAGGUCAGACCACAUGGUUUAUUCUGCAGGUCAUUACCCGGAAAGUGCAAGGAUUGGGUACGACCAAACUCGAGAUUUCCAGCUUAGCAUUCGCUGCGAUUAAUGCCACUGUCUACUUCUUCUGGUGGAACAAGCCGUACGAUGUCCGUACAUCGGUCCCGGUAUAUCUUUUGAAGCCAACAGACGAACCGGGGAAGGAAGAUCCCAUGUCGGAAUAUUUGACGAUCCAGAUAAACGAGACAGUGAUUACGAAAGAGAAGUCACAUCAAGGAAAGUUCUCAGACACAGAAGAUAUGGCCAGAGUGCGCCAGCCAGUCUUUAGCAGGAACGUGCUUCGAAAACUUGUGUCCUGGCCCAUUGCGGCACUCAUGUAUGUCUCCAAGUGUCUUCAUAACAUGAGCGAGAACUUUCCAGAAUUUCAUCACUUCCAACACCGAAAGGGCCCGGAAGCAGAAGGGAUAAAAAAGGUCCCAAAAUUCUACGCGAUAUUGGGAGACUACGAUAUGCACGUUAACCUUGUCGUGUCGAUCAUAGGGGUUGUCUUUGGAUCCAUCCAUUGUGCUGCAUGGUCAUUCAGAUUCCCGUCGUCUGUGGAGCUUAUACUGUGGCGUGUAGCAUCGUUGUUGAUAACAUGCAUUCCGGCAUCUUUCCUUGUGGUCGUAUUCAGUGUAGACGGUGUAUUAAAGGCACCUACCGAUCCGUAUAAGCGCGGCUGGAAAGGCUUCAUACGCGUUCACAUAUCCCCUUUCAUGUUUGCUGUCCUCCUUCCGAUGUAUGGUUUAGCGCGAGCUAUACUGAUCACGGAGUCCUUGAUCACCCUAAGGGACCUACCUUCAAGUGCAUUUUCGAUAGUCAGUUGGACGACAUUUAUACCACAUAUAUAA
Messenger RNA from Psilocybe cubensis, 1047 nucleotides. RefSeq lists its product as uncharacterized. The record is from RefSeq and is a predicted model, not a curated record. The transcript has 3 exons. The coding region runs from base 1 to 1047 and encodes 348 amino acids. Lineage: Eukaryota; Fungi; Basidiomycota; Agaricomycetes; Agaricales; Agrocybaceae.